UUUCUCGUGUUUUUUCUAUUUUUUUUUGUUUGAAAUUUUUUCUUUUGUCUCGUGAUUUUUAAUCUGUUUAACGAUUAAAAAUGGCUGAUUUAAUUGUCAAAUCCAAUCUAAGUGGUAAAAAGUUUGAUAAAGCUGAAGAUGUUACCGAUUUGGUCGAACAAAUUCGUAAUAAUAAUGAUCAAAUUGGUACUUUGCAAUUGGAUGGUAAUUCAUAUGGUAUUGAACCGUUGAAAGAAAUUGGUCAAUCACUUCAAACAUGCCAUAAUCUUCGUCACUUAUUCCUGAAUGAUAUGUUUACCAGCAGAUUAAAAGAUGAAAUACCUAAAGCAUUAUAUUAUCUAUUGGUCGGUUUACAAUCAAGUCGUGCCGAAAUCGUAACAUUGAAUCUUAAUGACAAUGCAAUCGGUCCAGUAACGAUGCCAACAUUAUUACCAUUUCUUCGUAGUGAACAAUUCAUAUCAUUGCGUCAGCUUUAUCUAAAUAAUUGUGGACUAGGUAUCAAAGGUGGAACAAUGUUGGCUACGGUUCUUUCUGGAUUUGAAAAUUUGUCCGAAUUAGUCAUCGGAAGAAAUCGUUUAGAGAUUGAUGGAAUAGUUGAAAUCAGUUCGGCAUUAUCAAAAUUGACUACAUUGGAACGUUUGGAACUGCCGCAAAAUGGUACGAAAGAAGAAGGAAUAAUUCAUUUGUGUGAAGCGUUAAAACAAAAUCGUAAUUUGAAAGUUCUCAACCUAAAUGAUAAUGUUCUCACAACAACAGCUGAAAAUUUAGCUUCUGCAUUGAUAACAUUGAACAAACUUGAAGUAUUGAAUCUAGGUGAUUGUUUGCUUAAAACCGAAGGAGCUAUAAUCAUUUUAUCAGCUUUAGAUUCACUAUAUCGUGAUAAAUGGUGUUCGAGAAUUCGAGAGAUCAAUAUUAGUGGAAAUGAAAUUGGAUCUGAUGCAAAAGAAAUUAUUAUCGCAACUGUCGAAACAAUAUUGGAAACAAGAGAAAAUGAUGAAAUAAAGCUCAAACUUGAUCUUAGUGCCAAUAACUUCGGUGAAGAAACUGUUGAUGAAUUGAAAAAUCAUUUUGGUUCUGUCAUCGAUUUGAUCAUUGAUGAUGAUCAAGGUUCAGAAGAUGAACAAGAACAAACUAUUGGUGAUGAUGACAGCAAAUUAGAAGAUUCAAAUCUAUCAAUUGAUAAUAAAACUUCUGCAAACGAUGAGCUUGAUGACAAUUUAUUGGCUGAUCCGGAAGCAUUACAAAAAUAUCUUGAUACACAGUACACAGAUCUUGAAUCAUUAUGUAAAAGAUUUUUUGCUGUAUCGACUAAUGGUUUCAACAAAACAGAAAAAUCAUUAAAUAAAAAUACUACUAUAGAAAUUGAUGCCCUCAUCAAAUUUGGGAGAAAAAAAUUUCUAAAAAAUGAAUCGGAUUUUAAUCUACUCAAUACUUUACUAGCUAUUUGUGGUUUAUUAAAAGCUGAAGAUCGUUCUAAAUCACCACGUAAAGAUGCUGAUCUAAGUGGACCAAUAUUAGCAUUGGCACGUGUUGCUAAAGAAUUUGGCGAUGAUUUCAAUCAAAAACGUUGCAUCAAAGAUUUAUUGCUGGAAAAAGUUAAAGAAAAUCGUUAUCAAACACUUCAAAAUGAAAUUUAUUCACUAAUUUACAGUUUUUGAUACAAGAAAAAAGAAUUGAUAAAAAAUAUAUAAAUGA
Messenger RNA from Dermatophagoides pteronyssinus (European house dust mite), 1695 nucleotides. It is a transcript of the gene RanGAP, whose product is annotated as Ran GTPase activating protein. Gene Ontology annotation, cellular component: perinuclear region of cytoplasm; cytosol; nucleus. The record is from RefSeq and is a predicted model, not a curated record. Gene Ontology annotation, biological process: nucleocytoplasmic transport; signal transduction; activation of GTPase activity. NCBI's taxonomy places the organism in Eukaryota, Metazoa, Arthropoda, Arachnida, Sarcoptiformes, Pyroglyphidae. Gene Ontology annotation, molecular function: GTPase activator activity; small GTPase binding.